UUGCUCUGAAUCAGCUGUUGAUAAAAGUGGAAAUUGCAGAAAAGAGUAAUAAGUAAUGAUUGUAUUUCAUAAAUUAUGUGCCAUAAUACAUUUUUAAUCAAUGAAAAAAUUAGUUACUUUUGUUUAAAUUAAGUUUUUGGUCAAAUUUUAUAUUCUAAAAUAAUGCAUAAUUAAUUUAUGUUGUAAAAUAUAUACAUAUGUAAAUGUCAAUGCGGUUUAUUUACGUAUAAAGUGAAGAAGGAAUAAGAUAAAAAAUACAAAAUAAUUUGUUUUGUGGAUGUUAAAGUCGUGUGCCGCGUUAUAAAAGCUUAAAAGUAAUAAACAUAUAUAAAAAAUUAUAAAAAUGACAAAGUUAACUGCACAGAUGAAAUCUACGCAUUCAAAGCAACUAAAGCAAUAUGUUUGCAUAAAUUGUGGACAUCCUAUUGCCGAAUUGUAUAGAAAGUAUAGUAACACUGCAAUCAAAACAAAUCAAUGCGAAAAGUGUCAUAAAGUGGCGGACAAAUAUAUUGAAUUUGAUCCAAUAAUAAUACUGGUAGAUGCGAUGCUAUUGUCACAAGAGUCUUACAGGCAUAUGCUACAUAAUCGCGAUUUUAAGCUUAAUUGGAAAUUAUCACUUGUGCUGCUGCUACUAGAGUCCUUCGCAUUGUGGCGACAAAGGGGCAGCAUUAAACAGGAUUCGUUACAAAAUGAAAUUAUCAGCGAAAAGGGUUUUUAUAUAUGCUGCUUGCAAAAUUUAAUUGACUACUUUAUUACAACUUUGAUUUUAUUUGUUGUGACGAGUGCACACAAUCCGCGACUGGUUGAAACUACUGGUUAUAGCAAAUUUGCUUUAAUUCUAUUAAAAGCGAUAACAAUAGCAAAUUUUUCUAAAAUUUUCCUCUUGCCACUGAUAGUAUGGCGUGAGAACACUACAGAUUUGGGUGCCCACAUUCAUCAACUACUUGUUAAAGGUCACCAUAUAUUUGCUUUGGUGUAUAUUUAUGCUAUAGUUGGAUGUGUACAAAAGCUGCAAUCUUUUUUUAUUAUAUUGCCCGUCUAUCUAGUAAAGGAGUAUAUAAAACGUCAUAUAUCUGUUUAUUUAGAAUUUUACUUUUGAUUAAAAUGAAAUCUUGUAAAUAUUUAAAAAAAAUAUUGUGACGUAUGUGCUAAAAAAUUAUAACGAGUAUUAUUAAACUUUUACAUGAAUAUGAAGUUUUUGUUUUUCAAAGUAAAUAGAGCGCGUAGAAAUUUCAAAAAAAUAAAAAACAAAAAAAAACAUGCAUAAGAUUAUUUUAAAUUUGAAGCUGUAAAAAGGAUUUUCAACGGAAUUUAUUUGCAUACCCACCUUUAGCAAAAGUAAUGAUUGCCCAAACAAGUCUUAUAUAAACGUAAUUUAUUAUCAAUCGCUUAAAUACGUUAAUUAAAAAUGUUCUUUAUAUAUGUAUACAUAAACAGAUAAGUUUGUGUCUGUAUGUAGUGCACAUAUGUACAUACAUACGUUAAAUCGUUCAUUAAUUUUCGCAUGUAUAUUAUUUUUAUAGGCUUCUAUGUCAAUUUUGAUUCAUCACCAUGCAUAUAAUAUUUUUCUUUUUUCUUCUUCUUUGCUUGUGUGCAUGAAAUCUCUGCUCCGCGGCUCGUUUAUGUUAUUUUGUUAUACGUUUUGGGGGCUGGCCUUUCAUGCACAUAUUGUGUUUCAUUUACCCCUUUUUAGUAUAUUUUUAUAUUAUAUUUUUUACUUCCGGUAUAUGUAUAUCUGUAUAUCCGGUAUAUGUAUAUAUGUAUACAUAUAUGUAGUUAAUCACUUAAGAACAGUACUAAUUUUAUAUAUAAAUUUUAAAUAGCUAAGAAGGGAUAGUAGCACAGUUGACAGGGUGGCGCACAUAAGUUGUUGGUAUACUUCAUUAAUUUGUUAAACAAUACAUAUGUAUAUAUAUAUAUAUAUAUAUAUUUAGAUUAAUUAUUAAAGUUAAAAAGUUGUAUUAAGAGUUUCUUAUUUUGUAUAUAUUAAAGCUAGCUUAAAAGCUAUGAAACUAUUAACUAUAAACAAAACAUUUAAUUGUAAAGUUAAAAAUAUGUUUAUUUACUUAAUAUGUAUAUUAUUUGCCCCGGUAAUAAAAAAAACCUCAACAGUUUAAAAAAACAAAGACAGCUAAACGCGUAUAUGACAGUUAAAUUUUAAACAGCGCUCGCUACUAUUUACAGCAACUGUUUUGAGAAGCGACAAUUUUGCUUUUUAGUUGUUACUGUGCUAAAUUAACUGUUAGUUGUUAGUCCAACGUGUUUUUGUUGAUGACGAUAACACGAUAACACGGCAUUGAGCAUAAUACUCAAGACACACGUUACAUUAUAAUGUUUAAAAAAUUAGUUUCAUUAAAUAUUUCAAUUUAUGCACGCCACUGCGUAUCUGCUUGCCACCCCAAUGCAGUACUAUUUUUUUUUGUAUUAAAUUACUAUUAACGCUUAUUUCAUACUAUAUUAAUUAUAUAUAAACCAGUUUAAUUGCUAAAUUUAAUCAUUCUUAGUUUUGUAUUUAUUCGUUUUAAUUUUUUCUCAAUCAACUAAAUCAAAUUUUAGGUCCAUUUUGCUUUUAGGCUUAUAUUUUUCAUAAUCAUUUAUUUGUUGUAGCAAAUUUUCUGUUAUAUUUUUAUUGUUGCUGUUGUAUGCAUGUGACAUAUGUGUAAAUAUUGUUAGCGUAUGCAUUUUAUUUUGUGGCCUUUACAUUUAGAUAAUUAAUUAAUUUGAAAAAGAAAAUAAAUGGGCACAUAGGGCUGCUUCGGUUUUGCCUUUCUUAAAAACUAAUGGCAAAAUUAAUUAUUAACGUUCCCACAACAACUUGUUCAAUGGUUUGUCGGUUAAAUGCGCGGCGUUUUACAGCCGCACAUUGUUUUCGAACACAAUUUCGAAAUCACUGCAUUGCCAGUGAAUCACUCACUACUCGCACCUUCAGUUGUGUUUUUUUUUU
This is a messenger RNA of Zeugodacus cucurbitae (melon fly), 2944 nucleotides long. It is a transcript of the gene Arv1, whose product is annotated as protein ARV1. The record is from RefSeq and is a predicted model, not a curated record. Gene Ontology annotation, biological process: intracellular sterol transport; sterol metabolic process; regulation of plasma membrane sterol distribution. NCBI's taxonomy places the organism in Eukaryota, Metazoa, Arthropoda, Insecta, Diptera, Tephritidae. Gene Ontology annotation, cellular component: cortical endoplasmic reticulum; Golgi apparatus. The coding region runs from base 344 to 1099 and encodes 251 amino acids. The transcript is spliced from 4 exons.